Linnemannia hyalina is the source of this 705-nucleotide messenger RNA. NCBI's taxonomy places the organism in Eukaryota, Fungi, Mortierellomycota, Mortierellomycetes, Mortierellales, Mortierellaceae. The record is from the annotation of a GenBank genome assembly.
AUGACACCCAAACGACUCCAGUUCUCGUCAGCGCUUGCACUGGGCAUCCUCUUGUUGGUGACCAUGGCUUUCGAAUCGGCCGAGGCACAUAUGGCCAUGCUCUACCCACCGCCUCGAGGCGGGUACGGAACAAAGGAGUUUAACUGGAAAAUCCACGAGUUUAUUGGCUACAAAGGGUUCAAAUACCCAUGUGGUGGAUACAAAAAAGGACCCAACACUCACAUGAAGGCGGGUCAGCUCAUCCCCGUGCGGUUCUGGACGACAGAGCUGACAAAGACGGACAAGCUACCCACGAAAAAAGUUCCUGAGGCUCGACAUGGAGGUGGAAUGUGCGAGUUUUCGUUGUCGAACGAUGGUGGCAAGAGCUUUCAUGUUAUUGCCGCCUAUACUAAGACCUGUCCUGAUGUGAUGUAUGAGUGGCCUGUUAGAAUUCCUGACAACGUUCCUUCAUGCAACAAUCCAGGCAAAUGCUUGUUCGCUUGGAGCUGGACCGCUGCUCUUAUUCCCCAAUUCUACCACAACUGCGCGGAUGUCACGAUUGCGGGUUCAAAAGACGGCAAAAUGCCAAAGAAGACGAUCCAGUUGUACGAUUUCGCCGGCCACAAGAAGGGGGUCACAUUCCCAGGUGAUGGUCAUUCUCAUGAUCAUGGUCCUGGUCCCAUCCCAGCUGAGGUCAGGAUUGCAUCCAGUCGCAAGUCUCUUUAG